This is a messenger RNA of Lytechinus variegatus (green sea urchin), 2158 nucleotides long. Its product is annotated as WD repeat-containing protein 46-like. NCBI's taxonomy places the organism in Eukaryota, Metazoa, Echinodermata, Echinoidea, Temnopleuroida, Toxopneustidae. The coding region runs from base 91 to 1788 and encodes 565 amino acids. Gene Ontology annotation, molecular function: protein binding. Gene Ontology annotation, cellular component: nucleolus; small-subunit processome; 90S preribosome. Gene Ontology annotation, biological process: maturation of SSU-rRNA from tricistronic rRNA transcript (SSU-rRNA, 5.8S rRNA, LSU-rRNA). The transcript is spliced from 14 exons. The record is from RefSeq and is a predicted model, not a curated record.
CCCAUAGAAAGGCGUGCUGCGGAGAAAUUUGGAUUUGGAAAUUGACCGGGGAAAUAUUGUUUUUACUUGAGUUUAGAAGACAACGUUAAAAUGUCAAAGAACAGAAAAAAACCAGUGAGAUACUUUGAUACCAACAAUGAGGAUGGAGAUGAUGGAGAACAGCCCCAAACAGAUUCCAAGAAGAAUGAAGGAGAAAACACAGCAUCAAAGAAGAGAGCUAAGAAGAGGAGACCAGACCAGGAGAGCUUAAGAGAUAAAAAAGAUCCAUUCCCGGGCCCUGCUCCAAUCAGCGACGAGACCGUUAAGAAGUACAGACGGGGAGAAAAAGCUACUGCGCAAGAGAUGAGGAAUUUUCGACACAGGACAACCAUGAAGAGAGGUGAAGAUAGGUUUGCAUUGGCUGCAAAGCAAGCUGCAAGGAGCGAACUUCUACUCCCAGAAGAAACAGGGUUUUUAGAAGCAGAUGAAGGUGAAGAAACAUAUGAUGUCACCCAAGAAGAAAUAAGAAAAGCUGUUGAUAUUGCAAGUGCUACCAAAAACUUUGAGCUGAGAUUGGACCAGUUUGGUCCUUACAGGAUGGAUUUCACCAGGAAUGGUAGACAUUUACUUCUUGGAGGUCGCAGGGGUCAUCUAGCUGGGAUCGACUGGGUCACAAAGAAACUUCACUUUGAAACCAAUGUAACAGAAGAAAUCCAGGAUGUGCAAUGGUUACACUUGGAAACAAUGUGUGCAGUAGCUCAGAAGAAAUGGAUGUACAUCUAUGAUAAUAAUGGGGUAGAGUUACAUUGUAUCAAGAAGAUGCAUAAUAUAACUCGGAUGGAGUUUCUUCCUUAUCACUUUCUACUAGCGGGUUGUAGUUCAUAUGGUGGGUUACAGUAUUUAGAUGUUUCUGUUGGUAAGCUGGUUUGUGAUAUGCCUACAAAGAGUGGCAGGCUUGAUGUUAUGACCCAGAAUCAAAAGAAUGCCAUCAUUCACCUGGGUCAUCCAAAUGGCACUGUCACAAUGUGGAGUCCUAAUUCAAGAGAACCACUUGUCAAGAUGUUAUGUCAUAAAGGAGCUGUCCGAUCUAUAGCUAUAGAUAAACAGGGAACGUACAUGGCAACAGGUGGUAUGGACAGGCAGCUGAAGAUCUUUGAUCUACGGACAUACAAACCCCUGCAGGCGUACCAAGUAUCGUUUGGUGCGGGUGAGCUGUGUUUCAGUCAGAAGGGGCUUCUAGCUGCAGCUUGUAACAAUGUCGUAGAGGUAUACAAGGAUUGUUGCCUCAGAACUCAUGAUGCACCAUACAUGAUGCACGAGCUUCGUUAUCCAAUCACCAAUAUGGGUUUCUGUCCUUAUGAAGAUGUUCUUGGUGUCUCUCAUUUCCAUGGUUACACCAGCUUGCUUAUUCCAGGUGCUGGUGAGGCAAACUUUGAUGCACUAGAAGCUAACCCAUACCAGAAUAAACAACAGAGAAGAGAAUAUGAGAUCAAGGCUCUCCUAGAAAAGAUUCAGCCAGAGAUGAUCACAUUAAAUCCGAGUCAGAUCAGUGCUAUUGAUAAGGCAACCAUGGAACAGAGACUAGCUGAAAGAAAGGAAAUGUUUGGUGUGGUACCUCCACCCAAGUUUGAGCCUCGUCACAAAUUAAAAGGAAGAAGCAAAUCAGGGAGGAGAGAAAAGAGGAAACAAGGUGUCCGAGAAGAAGAAAACAGGAGCAAAAUUCAAGAAGCUUCCUCAGCUGUGGAGAAGGCGGCGAAGACCCAAGACAGACCUCAGUUCAAGUCAGCAUUGGACAGAUUUAAGAACUAAGGCCAUGAUCAAGAAGCACAAGCAAUCCAUGAUGUCAUCACUUCUUCAGUACAGGCCUUUUAUAAGUGUUGAAAACAUCUCAUGUUACUUCAUCGCCAUGGAAACUUGUUAUCAAGAGAAGCCUGUGGCUCUAACCCACUGAUUGAUGAUUGCACAAGAACUUCUCAUUUGGAACCAAUACUGUGCUGUAACAUUGCAUAGAUCUUUGACAUCAUGAAUUUGGUACUUGAUAUAAGCCCUACUUCCUGUGAGUACCGAACCAAUCCAUUGGUUGAUUUCAGAUUGUCUUGUCAAGUUCCUAUACCUAAUACCUGCGCUAAGAGAUGAUUCAAUCAAUGUGGUGAACCCAAUGACCAGCUCCUUUAUAAAG